Molecule: messenger RNA, 3454 nt
Organism: Achroia grisella
Lineage: Eukaryota; Metazoa; Arthropoda; Insecta; Lepidoptera; Pyralidae
Gene: botv
Product: exostosin-3
Exons: 10
Coding region: 184-2943 (919 amino acids)
Cellular component (GO): membrane
Molecular function (GO): glycosyltransferase activity
Source: RefSeq, a predicted model, not a curated record
UUUGUUUCGUUUUGUAAAAUUUUGUUAUUAUUUAGUAAUUAAACAAUUAUUUUAAUAUUCAGCAAUUAUUUCAUUCAACUAUUUGCUUUGAUCUAUUUCAUGCAGCAUUCUAAUAUUGUGUAACUUGUGGAUGUAAAUAUGUAGGGAUUUGGUUUACAUAAAUAUUAUACGGACAGACUCAAAAUGAUUCUGUACGAUCGUUUUUGUCAGUUCUUUGGAAAUAUAAAGUUAUCUCGCGUGAUAAUUUGCGUUUUUGUUAUACUAUUCCUAGUACCUCUUGUCACUCAUUAUUAUUUGUCUAAGUAUGAAUCAACCCUGGGGUCAAUGGGUAACAACCCUAUGCAGCACACAUUGGAAGCCCUGACAGAUUUUUCAACCAUGAAUGUAGCUGAUCUUAAGCUUAGAAUCGAAGAGAUGCUUAGAAUUAAGGCUUCUGUGUCCACGGAACUGCGGGAGUUGGAGGCGCGCCGCAGUUGGUUGCAACGUGAGGCGACUGCGGCCAGCAAUAAAGCUGAUAGCGCGAAAGCGGAACAUGCCCGCGCCGCUGCCGAGCUUGAACGAUUGCGUGUUUCCGCCGACCAAGCACGCCUAGCGCAACUAGAGGCAAUAAGACGUGAUUCUCCCGAAUUAGCUCCUCCUAUACAAAUACUUCCAUCACGACCACCCCCCAUCUUGCCCUCGCUGAACACGUCAUCGGAAGUCCAUUGCCGUAUGUUUUCUUGUUUUGACCACUCUCGUUGCUCAUUAACAUCGGGAUUUCCUGUAUACUUUUAUGACCCAGAUAUCUAUGCUCCGUUGGCUGGGGCAGAAGUGGAUGGUUUUCUUAAAACAACUCUUCGACAAACAUUGGGUUAUAAUGCACAUCUAACACAUAACCCAAACGAAGCCUGCAUUUACCUUGUACUUGUGGGGGAAGCUUUUCCAUUCGACAAAAAUCCUUCGUCAACAACAGAAUCAUAUAAAUUAUUACUAAAUGAAACAGCGGUCAAGAGUCUUCCAUUUUGGGGUGGAGAUGGUCGUAACCACGUAUUGUUGAAUCUCGCUCGACGGGAGUUAGCGGUUGGCUCAGGUGACGCUUUUCGAGGAGCGUCUACAGGCAGAGCAAUUAUCGCUCAAUCUACAUUUACAUACCAGUAUUUUAGACCUGGUUAUGACAUCGUGACACCACCAGCACUAGGGCCACCGGGUGGUGACGUGUGGUCUGACUGUGCGCCUAUAGCGCCAGCGAGACGAAAAUAUUUACUUAGUUUUCAGGGUUCGCAACCUCCAGCGAAAGGUCAAGAUAGAGACCAAGAUAUAAAUCUUGUCAAAUAUCUUCAAGGAAUAGAGAAGGAAGCACCCUCACAGGACAUGUUCUUCUUACAAUUUGAAUGUGACCCACCUGUAGAACGCCGGGCGGUAUUGCCCAUCGGGGAUUGGGCUCUCUGUGGUACUGAUAGAUCUAGACGAGCGAUCCUACGAGAUUCCACAUUUGUACUUAUAUUGGCUCCUGCCGACCGCACAUAUAUAACAACAGCUUUGUUACAAGGAAGGUUAUAUGAAGCUCUAAGAUCUGGUGCCAUACCCCUUAUAUUGGGAGGUGAUAGAAUUCGUUUGCCGUUUGAUGAAGUCCUUGAUUGGCGGCGAGCGGUACUUAUGUUACCAAAGGCACGAGUGACCGAACUUCAUUUCCUGUUGCGAGCCAUAUCGGACGCCGAUUUGUUGACAUUCCGAAGGCAUGGUCGUGUAUUAUGGGAGAGAUAUCUAAGUUCGGUACAGGCGAGCGUGGACUCUUUGCUGGCAACUAUACGCACCAGGUUGAACAUUCCACCACUGCCGGCGACGCCAACGAUAGGAUCUCCCGCGUUUAACGACUCAUAUUCUCCUCCGAAGUCGGAACCUCAGUUGGUAGAAUCAGAGCAAGACGAGACACUGGGUCCGCUUGAGGCACCAUAUUCGAGUCCUGCUUUUCGUAGGAAUUUUACAUUAGGAUUAUUACACGGUUAUGAACUGUGGAAUGAGUGGGGAGAGCCGUUCUCACUAUAUCCGCAGUUGCCGUGGGACCCUAUGGUAACGUCAGAGGCGCGCUUUAUGGGUUCAGCUGCGGGAUUUCGGCCACUGGGCGCUGGGGCAGGCGGUUCAGGCAAGGAGUUCAGCGAAGCAUUAGGAGGUGACCGCCCACGUGAGCAGUUCACAAUUGUUAUACUCACGUACGAACGUGAGGCGGUGCUAGCUGCGGCUUUGACGCGCCUUCGUGGACUACCCUAUUUGAAUAAGGUGUUGGUGGUGUGGAACGGUCCGUCAUCCCCUAUGGCGGCGUCGUGGCCCGAGAGCGGGGCGCCGGUGGUGGUGGUGCGGGCGACGCGGAACUCCCUCAACAACCGGUUCCUACCGUACCACCUUGUGGACACUGAGGCUGUACUCUGCGUGGAUGAUGACGCGCAUCUCAGGCACGACGAGAUCGUUUUCGCAUUUAGGGUUUGGCGUGAGCACCGCGAUAGAAUUGUGGGAUUCCCCGGACGGUACCACGCGUGGGAUCUCAAUUACAAUAAUGGAUUUCUCUACAAUUCAAAUUACAGCUGUGAGCUGAGUAUGGUCCUGACUGGCGCAGCAUUCGUGCAUCGCUAUUAUCUGUGGGCGUACUGGCGUGUACUACCCGCCGCUGUCCGCGAUUAUGUUGACGAGUAUAUGAACUGCGAAGACAUCGCGAUGAACUUUCUCGUCGCACACAUCACCAGGAAGCCCCCCGUCAAGGUAACUUCAAGAUGGACAUUCCGCUGUCCUGGGUGUCCAAUAACAUUAUCAGCAGACGAGACACACUUCCAUGAGAGACAUAAGUGUAUUCAGUUCUUCUCUCAGGUCAUGGGGUACACUCCCCUCUUAUCAACACAGUACCGGGCUGACUCAGUGUUAUUCAAAACGCGGAUACCCCACGACAAACAGAAGUGUUUCAAGUUCAUAUAGUGCUCUCACAUGAAGCCCUCGUGUCGACGGAUUGUCUCGUAAGAACGUUUUUUGUUUAUGUGACUGGAUCUUAAUGUUUUCGUCGGAUCACAUAUUUAAAUUUAUAUACCUAAUGAAAUUCUAUGAUUGUUAAUUAUGUAUUAGUACAUUUAUUUUUAAUAAUAAAUUAAAGGGAAUAUAGAUAUUGAGGUGACAUUUGUCUGAUAUGACAUAUGUACUGUCUUGACAGAUACAUUCUUUCACGCGCGAUCAGGAACGCGCGCCAUUUAGCGCGGGAAAGCCAGUGCCCGUAAUCGUGAGGGAUUGCAUUUAACUAUUUUUUGUUUCACUAUUUCGAUGAUGAUUUAUGGCAUUUCACUCUAUUAUAAAUAUUAUUUUUAUUUUAAAGAUUUUAUUUUUCAGUGUUUAAUAUAUAUGAAUUAUCAAUAACUCUAUAAUUAUGUUUUUGCUCCAUUGUCUGAUGUCUCCCAUUUUGCAAUGAUAAUUAAUUAUUUAAGAAGGCGCUAAAGCA